UGCAUAUCAUGGAUUAAAAUUCUAACGCUGGGAAAGAAGGUUCAUAUUCCCAAUCUGGGGUUUAAGAGGAUUACUAUUAAAACAAAGGGAAUGCAGUUCUGUAGCUGGAGUGAUAGGUUUUAUCAGCACUGCAUUAUCAUCCCGGUGGAUCGUAAUGUGGAUGGGGGCUUAUUAUUAGGUUGUAUUUGAUGCCAAUGUGUCUCAUUUGAUCCUCCAUGAAGUUGUUCUGACAGCUCUACUGGUUGUAGGUCGGGGGUUUCUAGUCAGUCCCUGUCCCCUUUGGCGUUUGACCACACAUCGAGCUCUAUGGAGGUUAGCUUUAGCAAAGACACGCUUUCUCUCUCAGCAUGUCACCCACCGGCGCCCCCUCCCCUCUUUCCCCACACAUGAUUUGCAUGGCUAAAACAGCCCCAAACAUUGCAGCGGACAAGCAGUCGUAACACCGGAGUGAUGCUUCACACGUAAACCAUCCACAUACAUGACAUGCAGCUGCACAACAAUGCAGCUAAGGCAUGUGGCGUUAGCCGUGCAGCAGCCCGCCUGUCCUACUGGACUGACCUGCUACAAGGAUAUGAAACAGCCGAAGAGCCCAGAGUGGGUGGACAGCACCCCGUCACUCAAAAGUCCUGAGGUGCAGGAGGCAGUGGAGGCAGAUGUCAAUGAGGGGGAAAGGAAGGUGGUGGCAGGAUGCAGAGUCAAACGAGAGAGACGUCAAACUACUGGCAGCGCCACCAUGUGUCAGGUGUGCAACAUACAUCUUAACUCCAGUGCCCAGGCCCAGAUCCACUGCAGAGGAAAGACACACCAGAGGAGGUUGCGUAGACUUGCGAAGGCUGUCAGCACAGGUGCACUGUCUCACAGUCAAGUCCACCCUCUCCUGGGUUCCCUGCCUCUGCCAGCUCGACCUCUACAGUCACAGCCGCUGACUCUGCCCCUCAGGGUCAAUGGUUCCACGCCCCUGAGUCUCUUCCCUAAUUUCAACGCGAUGGACCCUGUGCAAAAGGCCGUCAUAAGCCACACUUUCGGCGUGACACCACCCAAGAAGAAACCCAUCAUCUCCUGUAACGUCUGCCACCUGCGCUUCAACUCCACGAAUCAAGCAGAGGCGCACUACAAGGGUCACAAGCAUGCCCGAAAGCUAAAGGCCCUGGAGAGCCAGAGGAACCGGCAGAAGAACGGACAUGGUCUGUACACAGCUGGGAAAGACAGAGAAAAUGGAACGACGGGAGCAGAAACCCUUCCUGCUUCAGAGUCCCAUUCGACAGACAGAACAGGCUCAGGCACCGUUUCUCAACCUGCUCAGCAGCAAAGUGCGAACGUCCAAGGCUGUUCACCGGCAACAACCGAUCCCUCUGAUCCUCCACCUAAGGACUCCUCAUUGUGUCCUCAACUGUCCCCACAAGUCUCCCCUCACUCUGAGCUCUCUGAUGCAGCCUCAGAUUGUCCACCUGAGAAGGACUGCAGACUGACCGACGGUUCAGACACCUGCUGCGACGCUCAGAAAAGCCCCACGGCCGCUGAAGACGAGGCGGUGAAGGCAGAAGACGUCAAGGAGGCCAAAAACAACAAAAAACAUAGCCUUCACUGUCCCACCUGCAAAGUCACGGUCAAUUCAAGCUCUCAGUUGGAGGCUCACUGUAGUGGCUCGAAGCACAAACAAAUGCUGGACGGUCACAACGGCAGCCAGUCAAAGCGCCGGGUCAAGACCAUGUCUUUGCCGAGACCCAUCUACCGAAUUAAGAAGCGGGUGGCCAACAAAGCAAGAGCCGUAGCUUUUGUCUCCAACCGGCCCUUUCACUGUGAGCUGUGUCAGGUGUCUGUCAACUCAGAAACACAGCUGAAACAGCACAUGAACAGCAGGAGGCACAGAGAGCGUUUGGCAGGAAAGCCCAUGAAAGCCAAGUUCAUGCCCUAUAAUAAACUGCGAUCUAGUGCAGUGUUUGCAACUAAACUGGCCCUGCAGAAGCAGCUGUCAAAGGCCCUACCGGCAGGUCUCCUGACUGCCCCCCUCAAUCCAGCUGCUUUGUGCACCAUGGCACCAGGACCUUUAGCGUUAAGGCUGCCAUCUGGCCCCUCAGCCAUAAUACAAGGUCCCCUGUUCAGCCCUUCACUCUUCAGGCCUGCCCCAGGACCUUUAAGGGCUACACACACACCUAUUAUCUUCUCACCAUACUAACAGUGAGUCAAACUUGGCAAGAGGGAUGCUCAGGAGACGGAGCCAAUUCCAGCCAAAGCUGUACAGAGUGGGGGGACCCCAGAGUGACAACAGGACACUACGCAGUGGCAGCGAGUCCACGCGUCAUGUCGGGCACACCACACUCAUGCUCAGUCCCCUGGUGCAGGUCAAGUUAUCAGUGUUGACUGAGCAGCGCUACUUCUUAAAAAUGGACGGACCAUCACUCAGCUGUUUCUUUUCAACAGUCUGCUGAGUGCAUAUUUUCUGUGGUUUGGGAAACAUUAAAGCCAUAACAUAUUUUAAUUUUAUUUAUAAGACUUGAAAAAAAAGACAGUGAUGAUGAGAAUUUGUUAGAUGUCUUUAAUUUUUAUAGUUUACCGUCAUAUUCUGGGAGAACAAGAACACUACUUAAGCCUUUAUUUCAUUUUCAUAAAGGAUCAUGAAUAGACCAGUAACUGGACAGAGUUACAGGAAGUGGCUGAUGCACAUCCUUUACUGUGUUAUUUACUUGUGUUUCUUUGCUCCGUGUUGUGAAAUGACAAUCAACAACCACAGUGAAAUUGACGCCAAGAAACCUUUGCUUUAUGGAAACAAACACCCACUGCACAAUACUAUGGCUGAAUUUGAAGUUAUAGUGUUUUAUACUUGAUUUUGUUUGCCUAGAGCCAUGAUUAAAUGAACAUUUCUUCAGGUGAUUGAUGUAAAAAUAAGAGUUUGCCACAGCUUGAUAAUGUUUGUGCAAUAUGAAGAUAAAUGCAGUUGUUAAAAAAAAUGAAUAGGUUUAUCCACAUCCGUCUGACAGUGUGCAUUGAUGUUUCUCUCUCUCUCUCUCUCUCUCUGUGUGUGUGUGUGCGUGUGGUAAUUUCAUUUAAAAAGAAAUGUUCCCAAACGACUGUGCUAAAUCCUCAUAAGCAAUAUGUAUUUUAAAAUUUUCCAAGUGUAAACAAGUGUAAAUAACUUAUGAGUGUAAGUGCAUCAGUUGCAAUAAUGUUAACUGUUAUAAGUUAAAAAAUGUCAAAACUGUAUUGUAAAUAACAAAAUAGAACUGUUUUGUGGUGCUCACGACCUA
Messenger RNA from Cynoglossus semilaevis (tongue sole), 3245 nucleotides. Its product is annotated as zinc finger protein 385C. Bases 479 to 2176 code for a protein of 565 amino acids. Gene Ontology annotation, molecular function: nucleic acid binding; zinc ion binding. The transcript is spliced from 9 exons. The record is from RefSeq and is a predicted model, not a curated record. Lineage: Eukaryota; Metazoa; Chordata; Actinopteri; Pleuronectiformes; Cynoglossidae. Gene Ontology annotation, cellular component: nucleus.